Drosophila ficusphila is the source of this 1008-nucleotide messenger RNA. Its product is annotated as protein Flattop homolog. Gene Ontology annotation, cellular component: ciliary basal body. Gene Ontology annotation, biological process: cilium organization. The transcript is spliced from 4 exons. The coding region runs from base 85 to 864 and encodes 259 amino acids. The record is from RefSeq and is a predicted model, not a curated record. Lineage: Eukaryota; Metazoa; Arthropoda; Insecta; Diptera; Drosophilidae.
CUCUCUACUUAAAUAAAUAGGUAACACUGAAGUUCAUUUAAAAAUUUCACAAAUAAAUCAAAAUUCGAAAUUAAUAAUUCCACGAUGGCCCUGAACUUUAGCGCCCAGCAGUUCCAGGGAAGGUUCGAUGCGAAGCGCCUCAACAAUUGGGAGUACAAGCGAUUCGCCGCCCCCCGCCCACGAGGACUCAAGAAGAACGCCAAGCCCUUGGCCGAUCGGAGGGGACACCUGCUGCCCGGAGUUAAAAGGGAGGGCAACUCCUUUGGCCAGUACCGAGGCACCUACGAGCUGCCGCUGCGGAUCACGCGCAGCUUCUGCGCCCACUACGAUGCCUGCCUGAGUGGGCGGUACAAGUUCGCCGGAUAUCCGCGCGACCUCUGCAGCUGCCAGCGGGAGAACCGGCGGGCGUUGGCCUGCGACCAGCGGACGACCUUGGGCGACCCGGGCGAUCCCCAGUGGCAGCGGCCCAAGUGCCAGACGAAGUGCGAGGGCCUCGAGCAGCUCAAGCAGCUCUACGAGCGGAGUCAGCGCUGCAAGCGCGCCAAGUGCGAAGUGGUGAUCGAGAAGACGGUGAGAAUGCCACCGAAGGCUUCGAAGGUGGCCAACGUGGCCACCGAUAAAAGGCGUCGCAGGCGAACGGUGACCGCAUUUCCCAAGAGUCGUCCCACGAUGCACGCCAAUGAGUCGAUGGUCUCCUAUGAGAAUCGCCACAAGCCGAAUCCACCUGCCGAGAAGGUUACUGCCACGAGUGCAGGGAAACCAGGGAACAAGGAAAAGCAAAAGGAUAAGGAGAAGACCAAGGAGAAGAAGAAGAGCAAGGAGAAGGGAAAGGACAAGGCCAAGGACAAGGGCAAGGACAAGUAGAAGGAUAAGGAACGCAAGGGAUCGAAGUGCCAUACGUAAAUGUCCUCUAAAACUUGAGAAAAUAAAUUUACCUUUGGCUACGUUUUGAAUGAUGAAUAAUAAUAACAAAUAUUCUAGCACAUUAAAUAGAAUUACUAAGCACUA